This is a messenger RNA of Leishmania braziliensis MHOM/BR/75/M2904, 2103 nucleotides long. RefSeq lists its product as hypothetical. The record is from RefSeq and is a predicted model, not a curated record. The transcript has a single exon. NCBI's taxonomy places the organism in Eukaryota, Euglenozoa, Kinetoplastea, Trypanosomatida, Trypanosomatidae. The coding region runs from base 1 to 2103 and encodes 700 amino acids.
AUGGCGGCGGUACAGCAGCAGCAUGUCAGCGAGGUCGUCGAGUACCUUCAGCUGGCGGGACGGCGCUACCGCGAGCAUAUAGAACUCCUCCGGCAGGAACAGGCAGUGCGAGAUGCCCAGCGUGCGCCGUUCAAGCCUAAAGUAUCUUCGUACGCUCAGCGGAUGGGCAAGACUUCUCUGGAGCGGCAGUCGUCGUCCAUCGGCGCGCGCCUGCACGAGCUUCACCAAAAGAAACUUGCACUACUGGAAGAAGAGGCACAAGAAGAGGCGAAGCGGCGCGCAGCGGCCGAGGCGCAGGACUGCUCAUUCUCUCCAGCCGUCACGGCACGCGCGACGCGGUCUCGUCGAAGCGGGAGUGACGUAACAGUGGCUCUCAUACGAUGGGGAGAGCAGCGUCGCGCCCGCCAAGCCCGGGCACAGGUGGAGGCGACACGCAACGAGCUCAGCAAGGUGUCCGCCACGCCGCACAUCACGGCGUACGCAGAGGAGAAGGCGAGAGCCGAGCGUGGCCGUGUUUUGGUUGAGGUGUCCCUGACUGCCGAGGCUGAGGCACGGCGACAGCGCCGUCGAGCUGCAUUCGAGAAAACGUACCCCGCCUCCUCCAGGGGAAGCACCACCUCAGCAAGACGCUUCUCUCCGUCCAUCUCGGCCUACGCCUCGCGCAUCGAGUUUGAGGAGGAUGUGGUGAGUCGCCUAUAUGAGCGCCACGGCAGUCGCGGCCACUUGGCGCCGCAUCAUCGCCUUUACGACGAGGAGGAUGCCCUCCACUGCACCUUCCAGCCGAAGCUCUCUGCUCAGUCGGUGAAGCUGUCACGACAGUACUACGAAGAGGAGGGCGAGGCGGGCACAGAUCCGUGCGAGCGACUUUUCCGCAACACGCGCCGCACGCCCAAGUACCGGAAGUCGGCGCAGCCGAGCGUCUUCAGCAGACAGCCGGAGAUUAGCCAUGCGUCACGCCGCAUAGUGGAGGAGCGGCGUCGGCAACUGGCGCUGGAUGGCCAACCGAGUGCACUGGGUGACAGUCCGGCUAGCCGCCUGUGCCCGGGUAGCACCAGUGUCGUCGUGACACAUGAGAAAAGGGCCUUCAAGAGGGCUUUGACGGCGCGAGAGGUUGAGGAGCAGACAACGCCGACCUUCACCCCAUCUGUGAGCCCCGUAUCGGAGGAGCUAUGGCGUCAGCGGGUGUCGGCCCUGAAGGCGAGCGGUGUGGCUCGCAGCACCAAGGAGGCGCGGGAGCUACUGUGGCGCAAGGCGGAGAAGCGGAGGGAGGAGGAGGUGCUGACGUUACAGGAACAGCGGCGGCGGCAGGAGGCUGCAGAGUGCACCUUCCGACCCAAGGCUGGACGACCGCCCCAGCGCCGUGCCGGCUACGUGGCGAUGCCCAUCGAAGCACGAACAGCGCUGUGGGCUCAGCAACGUAACCGUCGCCUCGCCGACCUGCGCGCUGAGCUCAACGAGAGUACAGUCGAGGAGUGCUCCUUUCAGCCUCACAUCGAUCCCGUCUUCCCGCUGCCCCGCAGUGACGCCAAACCGGCGUGGGGUGUGGAAGCGUUCCUGGAGCGGCAGGCGGAGGCACGGCGGCAGCGAGAGGAAGCGGAGCAGUGGUGGCGACCGCAAUACGCACGAGCGCCGGUGCCCAAAACCUUAUGUGUGUCUCCUAGGUGCUUGCCGCCCUAUCACGGUGUCAGCCAGUCUUCGCAGCAGAGAAUAGCGAGUGCUUCGCGCAGGAUCGCCUCUGAGGCAGAGGGUGAGGGGGAAGAGGAGGAGUCAUUUGAGCAACACUGGAUCCGUCCGCCAGCGAGCACCUCUUUGACCGCGUCUUCGUUCUCGCGAGUGUCGCAGCAGGACGUGCCUUCGGCAGACUCAUCGCCGGCCAACGUAAUGCGGCAGCCGCCAGGUGUCUUUUUCCCGCACACGACCGACAUCCCGCGCAGAGGGCCGUAUCAGUGGCGCCAAACGACGGCCCCCGGCGGCCCAGAGGCUGCUGUCGACGAGGACGGCGCCAAUUGCACCCCCGCGCCCCUCUCGUGGCGUAAGCCGCUCCGCUACCAACCCGUUUCGGCGACUGCGGCAGGGCCGCGCGCGCGGUCAUUUGCGCUGUGA